Messenger RNA from Suncus etruscus (white-toothed pygmy shrew), 829 nucleotides. Its product is annotated as HLA class II histocompatibility antigen, DM beta chain. The record is from RefSeq and is a predicted model, not a curated record. Lineage: Eukaryota; Metazoa; Chordata; Mammalia; Eulipotyphla; Soricidae. The transcript is spliced from 5 exons. Gene Ontology annotation, cellular component: lysosomal membrane; late endosome membrane; MHC class II protein complex. Bases 56 to 829 code for a protein of 257 amino acids. Gene Ontology annotation, molecular function: MHC class II protein complex binding. Gene Ontology annotation, biological process: antigen processing and presentation of exogenous peptide antigen via MHC class II; immunoglobulin production involved in immunoglobulin-mediated immune response; peptide antigen assembly with MHC class II protein complex.
UCCCUGGAAGAACUGGUGCAGGGGACUGGAUUCCCCUUGCUGUCUUGGAGUAAACAUGAUGCCACUCCUGCCACUGCUGUUGGGCCUCAGCCUGGGCUGCACUGGAGCAGUAGGUGGCUUUGUGGCCCAUGUGGAAAGCAUGUGUGUACUGGAUGAUGAUGGAACUCCAAAGGAUUACUCCUUUUGUGUAUCCUUCAAUAAGGAUUUGCUUACCUGCUGGGAUCCCGACCAGGCUGCCAUGGUCCCAGUUGAAUUUGGAGCACUGCAUGUACUGGCCUACAAUCUCUCAAACAUAUUCAACUAUAAUAAACAGCUGAUCCAGUUAUUGUCUCAAGGGCUGAAUAACUGUGCAACCCACACCCAACCUUUUUGGAGAGAACUGACACAGAGGAUUCGGCUACCAGCUGUGCAAGUAGCCAAAACAACUCCUUUCAACACAAGGGAACCUGUGAUGUUGGCCUGCUAUGUGUCGGGCUUCUAUCCUGCUGAAGUGGUCAUCUCAUGGAGAAAAAAUGGGAAGGUGGUCUCCCCUCACAAUGAAGCCCAUGAUAUUAUUCAUCCCAAUGGAGAUUGGACGUACCAGACUGUCUCGUAUUUAGCAACAAACCCCUCUUUUGGGGACACUUACAUCUGUGUGGUAGAGCACAUUGGAAGUCCUGACCCCAUCCUGAAGUACUGGACACCCUGGCUGUCCCCAACACAGAUAGUGAAGGUGUCCGUGUCUGUGAUGACUCUGAGCCUGGGCCUCAUCAUCUUCUUUGCUGGUUUUCUCUGCUGGCGGAAAUCUAGGUUUGCUGAUACUUUUGAGUCCCAAAAGACUGUCCUCUAA